AUAAUCGGACUCUUAUGAGUAACGUAUGACUUCCAGUUAAAAAAAGUCAAAACCCCAUAAAUAAAUCUCUGUCUCUCUCUCUCUCUCUUCAUUCAUCCACCACUUUCCUUUGCUUUCCCUGAAAAUCCUCUUGCCCAUCAUUUUUUCAUGCCAAAGUUGGGUUCUUUUGUGCAUGUUUUGCUUCAAAGCUUGAGCCUUUCUUCAGUGGGGUGUUUCCAAUUGGCGUGUGAGAUCUGAUCUGUAUAUAUUCUUUUACUUUUUGAAUUUGUGGAGCAACCACUGACCAUAGCUUUGAGCUGAAAAGUGUGAUUUUUUUAAGGACUAGUGUGGUAUGAAUGUGUUGGUUGUAAAUCUCAGUUAGUUGGCUUCUGGAGAUUCAUAGAAUCCAUAGCUUUUUUUAAUAAGCGAAAAAGGAUUUUGGAAAAUGAUUGUGAGGAAAAACAUGGGGCGUGGGAAGACACUACUCAUGCUGCUUAUGGUGCUGGGAUUUUUGUUUGCCACUUAUAACUUUGUGUCAUUGAUCAUAGAACAUAAGGCUGGAGGUUUGUUGGAACCUUUUGAUAAGAAAGUCAUGGAGUCAACCAGCUCUAAUUUGAAAUACCAUGUUGCAUUGACUGCAACCGAUGCUGCUUACAGCCAAUGGCAAUGUAGGAUCAUGUACUACUGGUAUAAGAAGGUGAAGGACAUGCCUGGAUCAGACAUGGGAAAGUUCACUCGGAUUCUGCAUUCAGGAAAGGCAGAUCAGUUGAUGGAUGAGAUACCUACAUUUGUGGUUGAUCCCCUGCCCGAGGGCUUGGAUCGGGGUUAUAUUGUCCUAAAUAGGCCAUGGGCCUUUGUUCAGUGGCUAGAGAAAGCAGAUAUUGAGGAAGAAUAUAUUCUGAUGGCAGAACCUGACCAUAUAUUUGUAAAUCCUUUGCCUAAUUUGGCUUACGGAUCCCAACCUGCAGGGUUUCCAUUUUUCUAUAUAAAACCGGUCGAAAAUGAAAAACUAAUUAGGAAAUUCUAUCCGGAGGACAAGGGUCCUGUUACUGAUGUCGAUCCCAUAGGCAACUCUCCUGUGAUCAUUCAGAAGUCCCUGAUGGAGGAAAUUGCUCCAACAUGGGUAAAUAUUUCAUUGAGAAUGAAAGAUGAUCAAGAAACUGAUAAAGCUUUUGGAUGGGUGCUAGAAAUGUAUGCUUAUGCUGUGGCGUCUGCAUUGCACGGCGUAAAGCACAUUCUUCGAAAAGACUUUAUGUUGCAGCCACCGUGGGACUUGCAUGUUGGGAAGAAGUUUAUCAUUCAUUAUACUUAUGGAUGUGACUACAAUUUGAAGGGACAACUAACAUAUGGGAAAAUCGGCGAAUGGCGAUUUGACAAGAGAUCAUAUCUUUUGGGUCCUCCACCCAAAAACCUUUCAUUGCCUCCUCCCGGUGUUCCCGAAAGUGUGGUGAGGCUUGUAAAGAUGGUGAACGAGGCUACUGCAAACAUUCCUGAAUGGGAUUCAUUGAAUAGAAAAAGCUGAGGCAAAAAGAUAACAGAUCUAUAUACACACCAUAAAGCCUUAGGGGCAAUGAUGCUAUUUCAUUGACUUAAAAUACGAGGGCCACCAAUACUGGUUUCAAUACAUGUCAAAUAGUUUACUGAGAGAGGAAUUGUCAUAAAUACGAAGAAUUUUUUUUGUUCGAGCUAUGGAAAUAGUUUUAUUUUUGGUUUUUCUUAUUAUAUAUAAAUUUUUUAGUAGUCCCUCAGAUUCAUUGAACUCGGAACAUGUAAUUACAGGCUAUUACAUGGUUAAAUUUUUGCCCAACGAAACCUCAUAGUUCAUUCGAUUGUAAAAUCA
Messenger RNA from Arachis stenosperma, 1819 nucleotides. Its product is annotated as hydroxyproline O-arabinosyltransferase PLENTY. The record is from RefSeq and is a predicted model, not a curated record. NCBI's taxonomy places the organism in Eukaryota, Viridiplantae, Streptophyta, Magnoliopsida, Fabales, Fabaceae. The transcript has 9 exons. Gene Ontology annotation, molecular function: glycosyltransferase activity. The coding region runs from base 425 to 1501 and encodes 358 amino acids.